AAACCUUAUAAUAAUUGUCUAUUGGGGCCGAUUGGGUCUAGAGACAAGACUUGGUCUUCUGCUUCUUCUUCACCUUUCUCCCCUUUCAUAAAUAUUUCAUUUCUCAGGUUUCUAUAUAGUUUCUUCUCCACCAUUUUAUAAAUUUCCUGCUUGUCUGCUAUCUCUUACAUUAAAUCUAAACCUAAAUCAUUAGAAUCCUUAAUUACGUUUUAAAAAUCCUAACUCCCUUUUAAAAUAUAUUUUGUUUGUUUUUUCUCAGUUUGAUAUUGACAUGGCUGGUCUCGAUCUAGGCACAACUUCUCGCUACGUUCACAACGUCGAAGGCGGCGGUGUUGGACAGUUCUCCACCGACAACCACCACGAAAAUGACGGUGGAGCUGGAGGAAACCACCACCACCUCCAUCAUAACCAUAACCAUAACCAUCAUCAAGGUUUGGAUUUGAUAGCUUCUAAUGACCACUCUGGACUAGGCGGUGGCGGUGCCGGAGGAGGAAGCGGUGAGCUCGUUAUGCGGCGGCCACGUGGCCGUCCAGCUGGAUCGAAGAACAAACCGAAACCUCCGAUGAUCGUCACGCGCGAGAGCGCAAACACUCUUAGGGCUCAUAUCCUUGAAGUCGGAAGUGGCUACGACGUUUUCGAGUGUAUCUCCACUUACGCGAGGCGGAGACAGCGAGGGAUAUGCGUUCUUUCCGGAACCGGAGCCGUCACCAACGUCAGCAUCCGUCAACCGACGGCGGCCGGAGCUGUUGUGACUUUGCGUGGCACUUUCGAGAUACUUUCCCUCUCUGGAUCCUUUCUCCCGCCGCCUGCUCCUCCGGGAGCGACGAGCUUGACGAUAUUCCUCGCCGGAGCUCAGGGACAGGUCGUAGGAGGUAACGUUAUUGGAGAACUGAUUGCGGCGGGGCCGGUGAUGGUAAUGGCGGCUUCUUUUACGAACGUGGCUUACGAAAGGUUGCCUUUGGACGAGCAUGAGGAGCAGUUACAUGUCCAAAGCAGCGGAGGAAAUAUGUAUACGGAAGCCACAGGCGGAGGUGGAGGCGGAGGCUUGCCGUUCUUAAAUUUGCCAAUGAGUUUGCCUCAUAUGGGAGUUGAAAACUGGCAGGGGAAUUCCGCCGGCGCCGGUAGGGCUCCGUUUUAGCUUCUGUUUUUGUUUUUAAAACUUUAAUUUGUUUUUUUCCUAUAUUUUAUUUGUUACGGAAAUAAUGAAAUUAUGAUUUUCUUUUAA
Molecule: messenger RNA, 1225 nt
Organism: Raphanus sativus (radish)
Lineage: Eukaryota; Viridiplantae; Streptophyta; Magnoliopsida; Brassicales; Brassicaceae
Product: AT-hook motif nuclear-localized protein 21
Exons: 1
Coding region: 272-1138 (288 amino acids)
Cellular component (GO): nucleus
Molecular function (GO): DNA-binding transcription factor activity; minor groove of adenine-thymine-rich DNA binding
Source: RefSeq, a predicted model, not a curated record